AUGUCGUCUGUUCCGCUUCAUAGAAUUGAUCAGUUGCAAGGCUCUCUGCGCAAAACUCCGAACACACCGACUUUUUCUCUCGCAGUCACUCGAACGAUCUGGACUACUGGACCACCAAUGCCAGGGUUUCAACUUCGUGAUAAGGAAUACCGAAGCUAUUUCGUCCAUAUCUACAAGGAACUCACCGCGGCAGCUUGCAGCGGAGAUUCGCAAAUUCCAGACCUCACCCACAAGCAAAUCUUGGAGAUAGUGCAACAGCUGAAAGUACAUCCAUGCACAAAAUCAGAGGCUCAAGAUUUCUUCCGUUCUGCAUCAAACAAUAAUGAUGCGCAACGAAUUGAGAGGGCUGUAAUUCUAGCUGCAGGAUUGCUGGUCCCUCUAAAUUUCAAAGCCGGAGGGGGAGCUCGACGAGGCGCAACCGUAUCUUGGGAAAAUAACGAUACUCUGAGCCAAAUGGCAGAGAAAGAAUUCGCAGCGAGACUUCAAACCUCAAGUGCUGCAAGAACGAAAUGCCCUUCUUGUAAUCGUGUCACGAAGUUCCCGCGGAGCUUCAACGCAAGACAGCUCACUCGAAUUGCCGGAUUCGAGAUAAUAUGGACGAACAAUCUCCUAGAUCACUUGCUCCUCGAGGAUGAUGACGGAACACUCAAAGUCUACAUUUUUCAUCAAGCGAAAAUCCUUGAACAUCAUUUGUCUCUCGCAAAUACAAUCAUUCCGAGCAAGUUGAGCAAAGAAACUCUCCACACCCUUGCUAUGUUGAUUCCGCGAAGUGACCGGCGUGUGAGAAAGUGGUACAAAGGUCUUCAAAAAACGCACGUCCUGGAUCCGGGUGUUCUUUCUUUAGAGUACUUGAAGCCGGAACUUCGAGAUAUCGAUCACUUCAAGUUCUGGGGGGAUUGA
Messenger RNA from Mollisia scopiformis, 900 nucleotides. RefSeq lists its product as uncharacterized. NCBI's taxonomy places the organism in Eukaryota, Fungi, Ascomycota, Leotiomycetes, Helotiales, Mollisiaceae. The transcript has 2 exons. The record is from RefSeq and is a predicted model, not a curated record. Bases 1 to 900 code for a protein of 299 amino acids.